This is a messenger RNA of Ziziphus jujuba (common jujube), 825 nucleotides long. RefSeq names its product pectinesterase inhibitor. The record is from RefSeq and is a predicted model, not a curated record. Gene Ontology annotation, biological process: negative regulation of catalytic activity. NCBI's taxonomy places the organism in Eukaryota, Viridiplantae, Streptophyta, Magnoliopsida, Rosales, Rhamnaceae. Bases 169 to 702 code for a protein of 177 amino acids. The transcript has a single exon. Gene Ontology annotation, molecular function: pectinesterase inhibitor activity.
GUAUUAAUGACUAUUCUGUAAAAUUAGCGUCCCAAAUCAAAAAAGUUUAAGAACAAUUUUUCUCUCCCCUUGAGCAACUAUAUAUAACUCUCUCUGCGAGGAAUUUCAUGAUUUAAGCUGUAGCCAAAAGGACAAAUAUAUAUAUAUAUAUAUAUAUAUAUAGUAAAAAUGGCUAAUUUUUCUCUGUUUCUAGUAGUGUUCUUGUGUGUUGGUCUAAGCUUGCAUGCAAAUGCAAAGCCUAGUGUAAAGAUAACAAAAGAAGUUGUCAACCAAAUCUGCUCCAAAUCCAUAAACCCUUCAUUCUGUUUUAAUGUCCUAAAUUCAGACUCCAGAACUGCCACUUCUGAUCUCAAAGGGCUUGGUCUGAUCACCAUCAACGAUGCACAGACCAACUUAACAGCCAAUCAGAAUCUGAUUAAGUCUCUUAGCAGCCAAGCAACAGAUCCAACGCUGAAGAAACGCUACGAUGAAUGUUCAGACCAUUAUGAUGAAGGUUUGAGUGAUAUCCAGGACGCUCUUCAGAGCUUCAAAGGUGGAGAUUACCAGGCUGCCAAUAUUCAAACUUCUGCUGUGUUUACUGAUGUUGAUGACUGUGAACAAGCCUGGGCAGAUCCACCUGCAGACCCUUCUCAACUCCCCAGUAAAAACAAGGAUUUGAAAAAUCUCCUUGACAUCACUUUGGUCAUCACUAAUCUUUUGUAAGGGAGUAAUACAAAAUGGUUUCCCCUUCAAAACAAAGAUUAUAUGCCAUGCUACUCAACACAAGGUUACCGCUUUUGAGAUCAAUAAGAUUGAAAUAAUAGUUUAGUUGUUUUAUUUUGAAAA